Metarhizium brunneum ARSEF 3297 is the source of this 1203-nucleotide messenger RNA. RefSeq lists its product as uncharacterized. NCBI's taxonomy places the organism in Eukaryota, Fungi, Ascomycota, Sordariomycetes, Hypocreales, Clavicipitaceae. The record is from RefSeq and is a predicted model, not a curated record.
AUGUCCCAGUUCAAGGACAUCAUGAAGAAAGGGUGGCAUCCGGAGAAGUCGGGAACCGGAAUCAGGGGCUCAGUGUCUGGCCUCAUGGGCCGCAACAAGGAUAACAAAGACGACAGCAGCUUGAACCACGUUGCACGUCCACUGACCGACCUCAAGGACCCGGCGUCCUUUGCACCGCCGCCCAGACGAACAGGCUCUGGCCUUGCACGCGCUCCAAGCCCAGUCUCGACAAAGCGCAACGUUGUUGCGGCUCCAUCGAAAUACGCCGAUCCCAGAGCUCGGCCGGCUGAGCUUCCACCGCGGAGGACUGGGUCAGGCGUUGAGAGUGACGAGGCCUCGCCGACGCGGGACGCUGCCGACAGGAGGAGUCCGCCGUCGUACGACGAAGCUACUUCAGGGGGGGUCGUCUCAAAGGCACCGCCGCGUAGUUUGCCGCCUCGACUGCCUCCGAGAGGUGCCGCCGGAGGGGGCGAGAAGAGCGGCCAUCUCAACGAGGGAGCUGUGAGCCGGCUCGGCGCAGCGGGCGUGUCUGUUCCGGCGCUGGGAAUUGGCCGUGGCGGCGCCGCCCAUUCAACCUCACCAAGUCCCCCGCCCGCCUCGUCACGGGCUUCACCUUCGGCCGAAGCAUCAGGGGCCGGGAAAUGGGGCGCCCAGGUCAACCAGCUCCAAGGCCGCUUCGGCAAAAUGGCCACCCCUUCAGCGGCGUCCUCUGCCCAGGAGCAGCAGCCCAGCCAAGGCACCUCGUGGGCUCAGAAGCAAGCAGCUUUCAAGACGGCGUCGGCCUUCCAAAAGGAUCCCUCGUCCGUCUCCUUCUCCGAUGCCAAGGCCGCGGCCAGCACGGCCAACAACUUUCGACAGCGCCACGGGGAACAAGUUGCCGCAGGCGCCAAGGCCGCCAACAAGUUCAGUCAAAAAUACGGCAUCGCGGACAAGCUUGGUGCGUACGCAGGCUCGCAAUCUACACAGCCGACCCAGAACAAGUCCGAGCCGCCGCCGCUACCUGGUCCAAGUCAGCCAUAUACAGGUGCCACGAAUGAUGCUGCUCAAGCGGCGGUCUCAGGAUUGGCUGGCAAGAAGAAGCCGCCGCCGCCGCCACCUAAAAAGAAACCAGGUCUCGCUGCUGCUGCUGCUCCGGACCCUGCCUCUGCUGCACAGGGAGAUAUGCCUCCUCCCAUCCCAAUGUCUACGAGGCCACAAUUCUAG